This is a messenger RNA of Talaromyces proteolyticus, 1010 nucleotides long. RefSeq names its product Alpha/Beta hydrolase protein. The record is from RefSeq and is a predicted model, not a curated record. NCBI's taxonomy places the organism in Eukaryota, Fungi, Ascomycota, Eurotiomycetes, Eurotiales, Trichocomaceae. Bases 1 to 912 code for a protein of 303 amino acids. Gene Ontology annotation, molecular function: hydrolase activity. The transcript has 2 exons.
AUGGAUGUCCGAAGCCUGGAAAACCCUGACUUUUCAGCAUUUCUCGACUCGCAGGGUCCUAGACGCCUUCCGCCCUGCGAUGUGAAGGAGACCAAGUAUACAAUUACUUCUUAUGAUGGGGUCAAUAUUGAUAUUUACCACUUCGUGAGAAACGAUCACGACAAAAGCGAAGAGCCUCAACCUGCAUUGAUUCAUGCACACGGCGGAGGUCUUGUUGCAUGUAGCAUUAGCGACGUUAGCCGUCCAACUCCUGCUCGGAUUGCAGCUGAAUCCGGCGUUCAAUGUUUCUCGGUGGAAUACCGGAUGGCACCAGAGUUCCCCUUUCCGACUCCGCUGGAGGACUGCUAUGCAGCCCUAAAGUGGGUUGUUGAUAAUGCAGACGAACUGAACGUGUCGAAGACACGCAUCGGCCUUAUUGGCGAGAGUGGAGGCGCCUGUCUCGUUGCUGGUCUCUCGCUCCUUGCUCGAGACCGUAAACUUUCGCACCUUCCAAAAAAGCAGAUUCUCAUAUAUCCAAUGCUAGAUAACAGGUCAUCGCAAAAUGCAUUAUCCAGGCCUGACGAUCCGCGUAGCCAAUAUUUUUCGAAUUUCAUACAGAUGAAUGAAAUCUGUUGGAAUGCUUACCUGGGCUAUACUGAAUGGGAGUCACUAAAUCCGGACAUCCGACCUUACGCGUGUCCUGCCAGAACCGGUAAUUUUGCAGGUUUACCAUCUACCUACAUUGACGUUGGCUCGCUGGACCUGUUCCGCGAUGAGUCUGUUGCCUUUGCAGCGGAGCUCACGGCUGCAAACGUGGAUGUUGAGUUUCAUUUAUACGACGGAGUUCCGCAUGUUUUUGAUAUCAUCGCCCCUAAUAUUCCAAUCACGAAAAACGCAAAAGACAAUCGGUUGAGAGCCAUACGUUCUAUUUAGGCUUCCUUAAUAAGGAGCUCUGUUAUCACAUACACAUAUACUAGUGGACGCGACAGGAUUUGGAAGUUUUAUCAAAAGCAUGUACGUACCAUGAGCGG